This is a messenger RNA of Caenorhabditis bovis, 6195 nucleotides long. NCBI's taxonomy places the organism in Eukaryota, Metazoa, Nematoda, Chromadorea, Rhabditida, Rhabditidae. The record is from the annotation of a GenBank genome assembly.
AUGUAUCUCGCUGUCGCCGAAGGAUAUUUGGAUGUGGUUCAAGCAAUGAUCGAGUUCAAGUGUGUUUCCACCGACGGCAAGCUGCGGUGCCCAUUUCAAUUGGACGUCUACUGUACUCGCGGCAGGACCCCGUUCAUGCUGGCAGCCUUCAAUCAAUCAAUUCCAAUGUUAAAUCUUCUUCUGGAUGCCGGCGCCGACAUCAACCUCCCUCUUGCCGUGCUCGAUUCCGAACAGAGUGUGGAAGAAGGCCGCUGCAUCGGUUCGGGCGCCCUUGUCGAAGCCGUUCGCUCCGACUCGCUUCACACUGUGCAUUUUCUGCUCGACAAUGGCGCACUCGACACCGACAACAAGGCGUUGCGUCUCGCCGCUGACAAUAAGAACGAGAAGAUUAUUCGAGUGUUCCUCACUCGUCUCGUCUUCCCCGAUCCCGAAUAUAAGAUCAACAAGAAGAAUAUCGAUGUCGGUCAGAUUCCUAUCGGACAGAGUCUUCUACCAUCCUCUCUAUGCCCAUCGAAAGCCGCUCAGCUGAAUUGGGGAAGCGCGAAUUUGGAUCAAGUGCAGUCGGAUUGGUUCAUCGCGGCCGCUCUUCAUGUGAAUCCAAGGCUUCGAACGACGAGGCUUUCUUUGGCCGCUAUUACCCGAAUCGACUUAUCCGCGAAUCGUUUAACCGUUUUCCCGGCAAUCCUUUUUCAAAUGCCAUCCCUUCGCGCCAUCAAUCUAUCCGACAACAGUAUUCGUACAAUUGAGAUUCCGACGUACUACAUAAGCUCGACAUCUCUGGAGAUUCUCAACCUUCGCAAUAAUCAGCUUGAAUGUCUGACACCUCAAUUCCUUGCCUCGAUACCACAACUGCAAAUUCUCGACGUCUCGAAGAACGAGCUCAGCCAAUUGCCAGAAUACAUCUGGCUGUGUCCAGCUCUCAAAGAGCUCAACGCCUCGUUCAAUCGACUCAGCACACUGCCGAUGGUGGCGGCGAGGAGUUCUCGAGGUGAUCGACCGCGAAUACAUCAAGGACUGUUGGCUUCGAAUAACACUUCCACCAUCGAUGUGCCAGCCAUUGAUGAGCCGCCAAACGUUACCAGCAACCCGCUAAAACGGCAAAACGUAUGGCAGGCCAGUAUAAAUCUAUCAAAAGUCGACGACGAUUCGCUGUUCCCCGAUUUCCCCGUCACUUCCUCCAACACCUUGACGAGUAUCAAUUUGUCGCAUAAUAAGUUCCACACGUUCCCCUACUGUCUCGCCUGCACUUGUCCGCGUCUACUGACACUGAACAUGUCGAACAACUCGAUGACGUCACUACCACCCAUGGCAUGUGUUCCGGCCCAUCUGCGGACAUUGGACAUGUCGUACAACAAGAUUCAGGAGAGCUUCGUACAAGCCACCCGCUUGCAUACCGUAUGCCACGCGGUCCCACCAAGCACAUCAAAUGGGUCGAUAUUGCCGAGAAGGAUUAACAGUCCAGCUAGGCAACAAAGGAGUCGCUCUAAAUCCGCGGUGAGGUCUCAACGCUCGUUGAGCGUUUCCCGACACCAGCCUAUUGACGCCAACACGGAAGAGGAAUGCGUUCAUAAGCGGCACGAUUCGCUUGAAUGGCUCAAAACAUUAAAUCUAUCUGGAAAUCGCCUAAAAACGUUGUCGCUUAUCGCCACUUCGGGCAAAGUGCUUCUUCCAGUCCUCAAUGUUUUGGAUUUGAGCGAUAAUAAGCUACCAGCGGCGCCGUCGGACAUCUCGAAACUCGCGCUGCUCUCGGUGCUCAAUUUAUCCGGCAACACGAAUAUCAGGGAGCUUCCGCCCGAUUUUGGCCAAUUAUCUCGAUUAUGGUCGCUUUCGCUGAAAGGCUGCACGUUGAAAGAGCCGCUCGAAAGUAUGGUGAACGUCGAGAAUUGCAAAACCGUCGAAAUUGUCGCCUAUUUGAAGACGAUUCUCGAAGAAUCAAAAACGUAUCGCCAUUUGCGAUUGAUGAUAUUCGGCGGCGACGGUGUCGGAAAGAGCACAAUUUGGGAUGGGCUGCGGAAUGAGGCGGCCCAAAAACGCCAACCGACGACGUCGGAGAACGGUACGAUUCGAGUUGCCGAGUGGAAAUACGAAGCGAAACGAUCGAAAGGCGAUCCACAACUCGGACCGAUUGGCAUCACCGCGUGGGAUUUCGGAGGACAAAGAGAGUACUACGCCACUCAUCAAUAUUUCAUUAGUAAACGAUUAUUGUCAAUAGUGCUUUGGAAAGUUACCGAUGGUGAUGAAGCGCUAUCACAAAUCGAUUAUUGGCUCACGAAUAUUCAUGCUCGCGCACCAAACUCGACUGUUCUUCUAAUCGGCACGAAUUGCGAUCAAAUCGGCGCGAAUUCCAAUAAAUUCCCAGCCGGCUAUGUGGAAGAAAUGGAGAAUAAGGUCCGAAGCCGCUAUAUGAUUUCCGAUGCUGAUAAAUCGGGAUUGCCAAGAGUGCUCGACGUAUUUCUGAUGAAUGCAACGUCGAAGCACGAUAUUCGCAUUUUGCUGACGACGAUCUACAAGACAUCUUGGGAAGUGCGCGUCGGCAAGGAACGCGCAUUGGAGCAGCAGAUACCAUCGUCAUACGUUGCGUUGAUGAAGGUGACGAGAGAACUCGCGUCGGAAUUCCAAAAAGACAAGUCGCCGGCGGUGAUGACCGUCGAUCAGUACAAGGAGAGGGUGAAGAAGCGGAUGACGGGAAAGUACGGAAGGCCGUUCAGGGACGACGUCGAAUUCUACGGCGCUUGCACAUUUUUACACGAUUGCGGCGAGAUUGUGAGAUUCGAGGACGCCAACCUUCGCGAUUUGGUCUUCAUCGAUCCACUUUGGCUCGCCGAAUUUCUCACCUCGAUUGUAGCGUUGAGAAGCCCUAGCCAGCCGGCCGGUCUUCUCAACAUGGACGCGAUUGCGCCGCUGACGAGAUCCUUCAAAUCGGGCGCCACACAAAUGCUCAAAAAUCAACUUCUUGAUGUUCUUCACAAAUUCGAGUUGGCGUUGGCGAUUCAACCACGCCAACUCCUUCUUCCGUCGCUUCUUCCCGACGAAUACCAACUCCGCGCGGAUUUCUUGUUCUCAGCGGUCAAAAUCAAGAUGAAGCUCGCCAAAUGGGCGGUACGAUCGCCUAGCCCUACGGGAACACCGUGUUCGCCGCCACCGCUCAAGUCGCCAUUGAAACGGACCAAUGAGAUUUCGAGCGCUGAAGACGAUGUGAUGCUUCAAUUCACCUAUGACGACGAUCAGCUUCUUCGACGAAUCUACGCAUUAGCCUAUAUUCCUUCGGGAUUCUGGAGCAGAUUGAUUACCAGAAUAAUGGGGGACAAGAACGUAUGCGCUGCUAUCGAAUCGGUGUUCAUGACGACGUCAGCUGACUGCGCGAAAAUAUCCGAUAUAUCAACGAGGCAUGCUCGCGCCGAAUGGAUCGUCUGGCAGACGGGAAUCGAACUUCACGUCAAAGGUCAUUCUCUGUUUACUGUCAAACAGUUCCUGCCGCUAGCUGAGACGCGUGACAUCGACUACAGUAGCUUCGACAUGCGAGCCAAGGAUGAACAGAAACGAUGGCGGACGUGGAAUUGCGCGAAUCGGCCGCUCAUCGAGAUUCUCAUUUCAUCGUUGAGCAUAUCAACGGCUUACCACGAGCAAAAAUUGUCGAUGAAAACUGAUGUGGAAGGACGAAGUCGGCUAUUGGCUCUGAUUACUGAUCUACUCGACACUUUGCUAGAGGAUUGGUAUCCAGCUCUCGGAACCCGAUUUGUGCACUCUUCUGAAGGCGAUCUGCUAGUAUCGCGCUAUGUGCUGUGCGGUCACUGUGUUAAAGACGCUCAAAAAUCGAAUACACACGCGCCGACGAAUCGCCGAUCGCAAGAUGACGCGGAGAUUCUCAAUCACAGCAAUGCGAUACAUUUGCGCAAUUCGAAGACGACCGGCGACAUUUCGAACAUUCGCGGCGUCAUUCAUUGUUUCGUCAUCGAGGAGUGCAUGCUAGCCGGCCGAGAAUACGGAUGGCUUGAAUGUCCAUCGCACGGCGGCCUUCAUAUGAGAGAGCUCGCGCCCGACACGGUGUUCGCCGACAUCGAAUCGUCGCUUAUGAUUCCCGUCGAACAAGUCAAACGCGGUCGAAUGUUGGGCCGCGGCGCGUUCGGCUUCGUGUUUCGCGCGACAGUACGCCAACAUCACGGCGAACUGUGCGAGGUGGCACAGAAAAUGCUCGAACCUGUCGAUCCGGGACAAGGUGGGCGACCUUCAGCGAUCGCUGCCUAUAAGGCGGCCGCCGACAAAUGGCGACGAGAUGCUUUAGAGUUUGCAUGCCGCGCCUACUGCACUUCUCGUCAAGAGCUCAGCCUUCUAAGCCGAAUGAAGCACCCGAAUGUUAUCGGAUUAGUCGGAGUGUGCACUUCCCCGUUGUCUCUUAUCGUCGAGCUUGCACCAUUGGGCUCGUUGAACCAACUUCUGGCCUCACAUAGGAAAAGCGGCACGAAAUUGUCUCUCGGCGUUAUCAAAGAAUCGGCGGUUCAAGUCGCACGCGCUCUCGAAUACCUACACUCGGCUCAUAUUAUCUACAGAGAUCUAAAGAGCGAGAACGUGCUCGGCUGGCGGUUCCCGGCGCCAUUUAGCCCUCAAACCGAUGUGCUUCUGAAAUUGGGAGAUUACGGCAUUUCGAGGUCGGUUCUCCCAUCGGGCGGCGCAAAAGGAUUCGGAGGAACCGAGGGAUUUAUGGCUCCGGAAAUUGUGAGAUUCAACGGAGAGGAGGAAUACACACAAAAAGUUGAUUGCUUCUCAUUCGGAAUGUUCCUUUAUGAGCUCAUAACAUUGAAAUUACCGUUUGAAGGAGAAGAGCACGUCAAAGAGAAAAUGCUCGACGGCGCGAGACCCGUCUUAUUGCCGCAUGAACUUCUUUUGCCGACGCCAAUGCUUGAUCUACUUGUUCAUUGCUGGUCGGCGAGGCCCGAAGGACGACCGUCGUCGUCGCAACUCGUCGGAUUUUGUGCGGCUCCCGAAUUCACACAUCUUCUCGACGUCGUUGAGCUCUCCGAGGCACUCCCUCCUAGUCAAAUGCUCGCCGUGCCGAUAUUUGACGACAUCGAUGAUCCGGAUGAUUUUGAAGCGCAACUAUGGCUCAGCGGCAAAGAGAUGACGGUGCUCGGCUGCACACAAUACGGGUUCGUCGAGAAUCGCUCGAUUGCGAUGCCGUUUCGCGCCAAAUUCGCCACACGCGUUCGUGAUUCGAUAUGGUCUUGCGACGAAUGCGGACAGGUGACCGUCUACGCGGUGUCCCUUCACGAGACCGGGCAUUUGCAGUUGCCAUCGCUGAAUGGGUCGCUGAUUCGAGCUCCGGAACUUCUUACCAAUGACGUCCUUCUGCUCGUCUCGGAUCGUCAACUAGUAUUGCUAAAACUAUCGGAAACCAACUCGGUAACUCUUCUCGGCACUUUUGAUAGUCCCUAUGAAAUUCGCACGGCCACCGUUAUCGAGAACUCAGCAACGCGUCAAAUAUGGGCGGGACACGCCGAUGGCCGAAUAUCGAUCCAUCAUCUCGCGUCCAACGACAAAUUCUCAUUCUCGUCCAGCUUGUACCUUCCCGAAGCCGAUUGCGUUGUCAAGGAGAUGCUCGGCAGCAAGGACGCAUCGAGAGUAUGGGUGUCGGUCGAGAAGAGCUCGAAAGUUUCGUGCAUUGACGUUGAGAAGCGCCAAGUUACCGCUUCGUUGGAUCUUCGCAAAGUGAUGCCCGGCAGCGAAACAAUUCACACGAUCGACAUGGAAAUUAGCAGUCAAAACAUGGUGACGUGUAUGGGAUUUCUUGAAAGGAAUGAUGGAGACCAAUUGUAUAUUGGGACAUGCAAGGGCCUCAUUGUGGUGGCACAAGCGGCUACGCUACAACCAUUAUCGGCUUGCCGGCCGUAUGAGGGAGAGAUAGUGUCGAUUUGCAUAAUCGAGGAGCCCGUGAGGGAAGAAGAUCGCGAUAGUGUUCGUGGUAGGACCACGUUGAGCACAGCGUCGUCGGAAAGUGGUUUGGGUUGGGUUCGCGAACGCGUCAGUGAGACGGUGGAUCGAUUCCGAUCAACGCCGGCUGCUGUCGAGCAGCAAGGGGAAGCGCUUCUAGUAACAAUUGGAAGGCAAUUUAGAAGCCUUUCUCAUCGAUUUGUCGCAGAACAGAAACUCGCCGAUAUGUAUUCUAUAGGGGUUUGGAGAACAGAUGAAUGGACCCUUUAA